Molecule: messenger RNA, 715 nt
Organism: Tyto alba (common barn owl)
Lineage: Eukaryota; Metazoa; Chordata; Aves; Strigiformes; Tytonidae
Gene: DMAC2L
Product: distal membrane arm assembly component 2 like
Exons: 4
Coding region: 82-699 (205 amino acids)
Source: RefSeq, a predicted model, not a curated record
GAUGCUCUGGGGAAGAAUCGCGCCGCCGGUGCGCAGGCUAAGCGAGCUGCCGCCGCCGGGCACCUGCAGACGCUUCUGGGGAUGGCUGAAUGCCGUGUUCAACAAGCACGUAACCAAGUGUUUGUUGUGUUGUAUUAUUAUCGUCAAGACAAUAAAGCAGCCACGUUACGGAAAGCGUGUGAAUGCUCUCCCUGUCUCGGCAGAGUGGACUACGACCGCAUAGAAGCCGUCGGCCCUGACAGGGCAGCUUCAGAGUGGCUGCUGCGCUGUGGUGCCCUGGUGCGCUACCGGGGCUAUCAGAAAUGGCAGCAGGACUACAGCGGCCUCCCAACAGGGCCCUUGGGGAAAUACAAGAUUGAAGCGAUUAAUGCCACCGAGUCUUGCAUCAUGUACAGAGGAUUUGACUAUUUGGAUGGUCUUGAACACGUUACAGAAAUCAAGCUGCAGAAGUGUAUUUACAUACAGGACCAGUGUCUGCAGAGGCUCAGCGAGACGAAGAACCUGCAGAAGAGUCUCCUCCAGCUGCGGAUAAUUUCCUGCGGGAAUGUCACAGAUAAAGGCAUCAUUGCACUUCACAAGCUGACGAACCUUGAAUAUUUGUAUCUGAGUGACCUUCCCGGAAUAAGAGAGAAAGAAACCACUGUUCGCAUCCUUCAGCAGGCACUGCCAAACCUGGAGCUGGAGCUGGAUCUGGAAUAAACACAAUUGCAGAUAA